GGUCCGCGGGACACGUAAGUUAUGCAUGGAGAAAGCAUUUUAUUGUUAGCAAAUUGACCUCUCACUUUUAUUUAUUCUGCGUGCUUUUAAUGUUUCCGAAACGCUAAAUAUAGUACGCUUGUCUUUGCGAGUGUGCAUGUGAGAAAUAGUGCAAUUCACGUCCAUUAUUCAAGUGUUUGGAGCUUUCGCGAUGACUGUGGCAGAUGAAUAAGAUCUAAACUAUGUUACAAACUAUACUACAGUUCACCAGAGUUUGAGUGUUUAGUUAAAGAUGUGAUGAUGGUCUAACUAACCCGUCCAGAUGUGCAGUCGAGGAGGAGCGAGGAGUUCAGUUCUGGACAGGGCGAAUGCUCAGCUCUCAGGACAGAGGAUUUCCAUUAUCUCUAAAGACAAAAGAGAUGUGGGAAACUUUAGAACGGUGGGGCCACAAACCACACAGACUCAGUUUUCAGACCUGAGCGAUGUCUCUUCCACCUCACAAAGUAAAAAUCGUGAUGAUCAGUAUGAUCUUGGAAAGAAGGCAUUGGAGAACUCCAGUAUGGGUGGUGGGAGCCGAUUUCUGAAGAAGACCACUAGAGAUGCCACCAGAGACGGACGCUCAAGUCCUGGCGGGACUCCUGCUGGAACAGACACGCUUGAGUUUAUACCUCAACGCAGUUCACAGAGCGCGGCUUUGAGCAGACUCUCGCUCAUCGAGAACCGCUUUAGAAACCAGAAGGUUAAAGGGGACGGACCUGGUGUCCAGACAGAACCACAGGGUACACAUCUAUCACUCCAGUCCAGCAGCGAUCUUAGCAUGACCGGAAGUCGUUUUUUGAAGAAAAAGAUACCAUCUGAACCUCAAGAGCAGAAGGUUCCUCAGAAAACACAGUUGAAUGCUGUUACACGUGGUGUGAAUGAACGUAACGGAAGGACAUUUAGUCCGGACAGUGAUGAACAAGACAUGCAAAGACUUUUAGGAGAUUCUUUCAGUUUAUCAGAAGAUAUCGUGCGAAAACCAGCAAGUCCUCAACCGGUUCAUAAGUUAUACAGGAAGAGCAGUAAAACGUCUAGUAUACCUUCUCCAACUUCUGACAGACAUAACCGACAGAAUCAAGAGCUUUACAGUCGCGUUCAACCUUCACCAUCACCAUCACCUAAUUCCUCCAGCAGACCGGUCUCACGCAGGGUCGUGUUCGCCGAACGGUCAGUGUCUUCUGAAUCAGACCACAGUGAGAUCAGAUCGCUGGAUGAUCUCUUUCCUGUUGCUGCUGCUGCGUCGGAUUUAGAUGACACUGUGAGCGAGAGGAGCGCGGCAUCUGAUGAUUUUAAACUUCAGGUAAUGUCGCUAGAUGAUCUGGCCCCCGUCCUCUCUGAGGUGUCUGAAAUCUCGCUCGACAAGAUUGAAACGAAAGCCAAAACAGAAGACAAUAUCAAAAAGUCAUCCUAUAACAUCUCAACGGUUGAUUCCCCACCCGCACCGGAACAAAUUUCCGCAGCCUACGAGAGCGAUUUCGAAAGCGAGAUCCCAUCUGAAGAGCCACCGAGCGCCAGCGAGAUCUCCGAACAUCUCACAGAUGAAGACGUGGUCAGCGAGGCUCAGUACAGCUCCUACAAAUCUCAGGAUGAUGAUGACACUUUAUCGGAAUCAUCUCGCUCAUCCAGUUGCCAUAGAGAUUCUUACUCAGAAUCUUCAUCACAGUCAGGUUCGGAUGAAACGGUGACUCAGGGUCCCAGUCCUGACCGUCAGGUGAAGGAGGCCGCUGUACAGACGCAGACAGACGGACUGACGUACCCGUCAUCAGGUUGGUUUUUGUUGUCUGUAAAUGUGAUCUUGACAUGUUUUGGUGAGAUUUUCUUGAUCGGUCGGUUCACAGGCAUGGCUGGUGCAGGUCCAUCUCUGGGAAUGACUUAUGUGGAUCCGACUCUGAUAGCCAGUCACAUGGUCAGCGCUGAAGCCAUGGAGAGCCUGACGUCCUACAGUCCCGCCAUGUUAGCUCUGAACGACAUGUUACGGCAGCAGUUGGCCCUCACCAGGGCUUUUAUAGAAUCUACCCGACAUCAUUACACAUCAGUGCUGGAAUCACUGGGACCUACCAACUACAAAUACACCACACUAGAGGACACUAAAGAGUUCAUCCGCACUCACAGGCCACCCAAACUGAGCAUUGAAGAAGCUCUACAGGAAGUUCUGAAGGAAAUGAGAGACUAUCAUUACAAUUAAAGAGAGUUCAUCCCCCCCAAAAUUCUGUCAUUUAUUCUCAGCUUUCUUGAACACAUAAGAUGUUUUGAGAAAUGUCUCUGUGGUUUUGUGUUCAUACAAUGGAAGUCAAUGGGGUUCAGUGUUUUGGUAAUCAACGUUCUUAGAAGAAA
Messenger RNA from Triplophysa rosa, 2352 nucleotides. It is a transcript of the gene lg25h19orf44, whose product is annotated as linkage group 25 C19orf44 homolog. Lineage: Eukaryota; Metazoa; Chordata; Actinopteri; Cypriniformes; Nemacheilidae. The transcript has 7 exons. The coding region runs from base 302 to 2203 and encodes 633 amino acids. The record is from RefSeq and is a predicted model, not a curated record.